AAGAAGGAAAAAGUUUUGUGUUUUAUUAUUGAGCUCAGAGAUAACAUGGCUAUGGCGUGGCAUGGAAUUGCUUAUUUAAAGCAACUCCAUGUCCAACCUCGCAGGUCUUCCACUCUUCACUCCUCCAUUCCCAAGCAACACCAACCCAUCAUUUAUUAUAUCACCAAAUCAAAUCAAAUCCCCAUGACAUAACUUCACCAUCUCCUUCCGACAUACACAUGCAUUAACUAAAACACAUCCUCAUCAUCAACCUCGUACGUCAACCAAACCAACCCAGUACUUCUCAGAAAACAAAUGGCGAAAACGAAACCAACCCCAGCUCUAUUCUUAAUCUUAUUCUCUCUGGCCACCUUCUUCGUUCUCUCUCUAUCCUCUGCCGCCGACUUCUUCCUCUACGGCGGCUGCACGCAGCAACGGUACGCCUCCAACUCGCCCUACGAGUCAAACCUAAACUCGCUUCUCACCUCGCUGGUCAACUCGGCCACGUACUCCUCCUUCAACAAGCUCACCGUGGUGGGCUCCAGCCAGAGCGACGUCGUCCACGGCCUCUACCAGUGCCGCGGCGACCUCGCUAUGCCGGACUGCGCCGCCUGCGUUACCCGUGCCGUCGCUCGAGCCGGCCAGCUUUGCCCGGCGGCGUGUGGCGGCGUGGUGCAGCUCGACGGGUGCUUCGUGAAGUACGACAACUCCACGUUCCUGGGCGUGGAGGACAAGACGGUGGUGCUGAAGAGGUGUGGGCCCUCCAUGGGGUUGGGGUCGGGCACGACCGGCGAGAGGGAUGCGGUGUUGGGCGGUUUGGCGAGUUCGGGUGGGUUUUUUCGGGUCGGCGGGUCGGGUGAGGUGAAGGGCGUGGCGCAGUGUUGUGGGGAUUUGAGUUUCGCGGAAUGUCAGGAUUGUGUGGGGGAUGCGAUCCGACGGCUGAGGAGUGAGUGUGCUGCUGCGGAAUAUGGGGAUGUGUUCUUGGGGAAAUGUUACGUCAGGUUCUCCACCAAUGGGGCUCGUGCAUACAACAAUAAAGCCCAUGGAAAAUCCGACAACGAAGGGGAAAAAACAUUUGCAAUAAUUGUUGGAUUAUUAGCUGGAGUGGCUAUACUCAUUAUUUUCCUUGCUUUCUUGAGAAGGAUUUGUGAGGGACACGGUAAAUAAAUAAAUUUAAGUUUGUUGAAAUGAGUGGGACGACACUGAGUGCUUUUGGAGGGUCUUUUGUUUUCCUUUUUAUCUUGACAACAUCUUUUACUUUCUUUUUUCUUUGUUGGCCUCACUCUUUAUGAUUCCCUUUAUUACAAACUUGAAUCCAAAAGAGGAGCUUGAUGAGGAUUCAUAUGGGAAGACUGAGUCGAAUGCAAAAGGCAAAAGCGAAAGUUGAACAAAAGAUUCUGUUUUCCUCACUCCACUUAACAACUUGCUUUGUCUCAUCUCUUUGCAAAUAAUUAUUUUUUAUUUUUUUCAUUUUUAAGUUGCAUCAGAUUUCUCACUUUGUGUAUGGUUAGUAUAUGCAGCCAUGGAGUUUUGGUUGAGUGUAUCUUAUAUACUAUACUUUUGGUGCCAAACAAUUUCAAUACUUUGACAGUUCAUGAUAGCUUUUUUGUUCUUUCAA
This is a messenger RNA of Vigna unguiculata (cowpea), 1597 nucleotides long. RefSeq names its product plasmodesmata-located protein 7 (gene PDLP7). Gene Ontology annotation, cellular component: plasmodesma. Lineage: Eukaryota; Viridiplantae; Streptophyta; Magnoliopsida; Fabales; Fabaceae. The record is from RefSeq and is a predicted model, not a curated record.